Phacochoerus africanus (Common warthog) is the source of this 3136-nucleotide messenger RNA. It is a transcript of the gene ARMH4, whose product is annotated as armadillo like helical domain containing 4. The transcript is spliced from 8 exons. The coding region runs from base 188 to 2461 and encodes 757 amino acids. The record is from RefSeq and is a predicted model, not a curated record. NCBI's taxonomy places the organism in Eukaryota, Metazoa, Chordata, Mammalia, Artiodactyla, Suidae.
ACAAAGCCAAGCGCCCUCCCUCUGGCGUCCCAGACAGCGGAGGGAGCCGCCGCCGCUGCAGGGUUCGCCGCGGGGAUGCAGAGCGCGGUCGCCGCCGCUGUCCUCUGCGCGCUGCUCCGCUGAAGGCGCACAGGACUCAAUUACUGGAAUUGUCAACUCUGCCAAUUUAUGUACACAUUUCUCUUCCAUGAUGAGCAGACCAGUUUUACUGCACAUUUGUCUGGCUUUCUGUGGCCUUUUACUUCUCGAUGUUGCCACACGAUGCCUGGCUUUCCCCAAAAUGGGAAGAAGGGAGCUAGCACCUGUUCCUGCAGAAAAAGGGCAGUCUGAGAGGCUGAACACAGAUGACCUAGAAAAUAACUCCAUUACUUCAAAGUACACUCUGGUCUCUGAAGAUCCAAUGAUAGUGUCAGUGGGACCAUCAACACCACCAGUAAAUAAAGUAUUCCUUAGUAACAAAGAAACUCCUUCUAUAGGAGCUGGGCUCACACAGCCUAGUAGCCCUGGCACUUACACUGCUACUGAGCCAGUGGUCCCAGUGGGGGAAGAAGUAUUUGUUUCCAGCCAGCCAGAAAGAAUGUCUCCCCAAAGCCUACUGUCUACGCCCAUGCUAACCAACCUUAUCACUCCAACUGCUUCUCUGAAUACUGAUGAGAAGGAGGAACCGUUCAGUAGUACCAUCAUUCAGCCUGUUGUGGAAGGGGCCACCAAAGCAACACACGAUUUUCUGAACUAUGUGGAUGAUCAGUUGUUUGCAGCUGAAAGUCAGGGAGGAUUUAGUCUGGGACAUUCCCCUUCAUCCCAUGUGAAUACUAAAGAAAUGCUAAGCACCAGUCCAAGGACUGAGGCAUUUGAAUCAGACCCAGAACAGAAGACAACUUCCUUUCCUGAUGCCAAGCCCACAGCAGGCACUGAGUCUUCCCAGAUGACAGCUGAUAACACCCAGGCUACAGCCACCAAGCCCUGGCCCCUGAUCUCUGAGUAUAACCUGGGUGUUGAACUAGAAACUGACAGCGUGCUGGGAGCUCCCAAAGUCACAGCGAGUGUCAGCACAUCUAUUCCAGCUGCCUCCGUUGUAGCUGAUGAGUGGGAUGACACCAAAUUGGAGACUGUAAGCCAAAUAAAGACCCCAAAGCUUGGAGAUGAUCCAGAUCCCCAGGUGAGAAUGGAGACGCCUCAGACAGCCCAAGUAAUGGAUGACGUCAUGGACGGCAUGGAAGGAGUGGAAACUUUGACAGAGGCUGCAGAUGUGACUCUGAGGCUGCCUGAAGGGGAAACGCACAUGGGGACAACCCUGCUAAUGGCACGUGGGGAUGAGAGGUCAUCUGCUUUCACUGAUCCUAGUUCCUUUACUCCCACGAGUUCAGUUGAAGACACGAAGGUCUCAGUCGUCAACCUGGUCCAAAAUACUGCAGACUUUAUGGACUCCACCAAGGAAGACAAUGCCAUGUUCUUUGAGACCACUGUUUCCAUCUCAGAAUAUGAGUCUGAGGUAUAUCAACCAUUGGGAAAUACAUUUAAAGACAUCAUCACUCAAGAAAUGACAACAGCUGUUCAAGAAGCAGAGGCCACUUUGUCUUCAGUGGUGCACGAGCAGCAGGUUUCCACCCUCGAGGUGGCCAGAGAAGAUGUGGAGGCUGAGGAAGGGAAGGAGUUACCCUCUCCUGCAGCUGCUGUUCCCGGUGUCACUCAGCUGCCGAGAAGAUGGGAGCCAGCUGUGCCUACAUCUUUCGAAGUUACUCCUGCUGUGGAAGACGUAAUGGACACAGUCACAGGGCCGAGUGAGCAGUUGUUCACACCAAUUUUGGGUUCUCCAGUGACGCCCCCUGGGAUAACAGAGGAGGCACCCAGCAGUUCCCCAGCGCUUGCCGACUCUGAGGCAUCUUCUGAGAGGAGAACUGCAGCUCCAGCUAUUAGUUAUGUUAAUACAGCUGCCUCAUAUGGCCUGGACCAACUCGAAUCUGAAGAGGGAGAAGAAGAUGAGGAUGAAGAGGAUGAAGAGGAGGAAGAUGAAGAGGAGGAAGACGAAGAGGAAGAUGAGGAAGAUAAAGAUGCAGACUCCCUGGACGAGGGCCUGGGUGGUGACACCGAGCCACCCGGGUUCACCCUUCCUGGCCUCAUGUCUCAGGAACCUGGCUCUGAGCAGGGCAAUGUGGUCCCUUUGGAGGGGGCCACCUACCAGGUGCCAGACGCCAUCGAGUGGGAACAGCAGAAUCAGGGCCUGGUGAGAAGCUGGAUGGAAAAACUGAAAGACAAGGCUGGCUAUAUGUCUGGGAUGCUGGUGCCCGUAGGGGUAGGGAUAGCUGGAGCCUUAUUCAUCUUGGGAGCGCUCUACAGCAUUAAGGUUAUGAAUCGCCGCAGGAGAAAUGGCUUCAAACGGCAUAAAAGAAAGCAGAGAGAAUUCAACAGCAUGCAAGAUCGAGUAAUGCUCUUAGCCGACAGCUCUGAAGAUGAAUUUUGAAUUGGACUGGAGUUUAAUUGGGAGAUUCAACGAUGUCAUUAUUUUAUUUCUUAUUUGGGGGCAAAAAAAAAAAAAAGAACAACAACAUUCUGCCACAUUGGGGCUGUCAGGCCAUCGGUCUCGUUAUCUGCUAGGUAGUAGAUUUUUCUUGGACUGAGAAGAGAAGGCAUGCUGUAUAUGAACUGUAGUAGGCAGUGUUUGUUUUUAUCCUGUAGCGAGUUUUCCACAGCCCUGGGCUACAACUCAUAAAUAUGCAGCAUAUGUGUUGUUCGGUAGGAGUUGCUAUAGGUUAGGUAGAGUAAAUAUUUUGUAUUUUUCCACAGUGUCUUUUCCUUGGUUUGGAUUACCUGCAUUAAGUAUAAUGACUGUUGUUGCCAAGGCACACUUAACUCUGAACAAGAAAUCUUAACAAAGAAGAACUUGUGAUGACUGCUCUACCUACUUGAAUCCCUAGGCUUUGGGCUAUGGCACAUACUACAUUUGCAUCCAAACUAGCAGCAACUCAGAAUGAAAUCUUUUUCAGCAAGGAAGAUCUCUUAGUGCAUUAGGCGUCUAUAGAGAUUUGUAUGUACCUUGCAUUAUGUACUUGAGUCUCCUGGUUUUAUUAUUUUUCCCCUUCCCUUUUGUUCUCAUUCUUGGCGAAGAAUAAUGCAUUAAAUUGACUCUUGGUCUUAA